This is a messenger RNA of Closterium sp. NIES-67, 265 nucleotides long. Lineage: Eukaryota; Viridiplantae; Streptophyta; Zygnematophyceae; Desmidiales; Closteriaceae. The record is from the annotation of a GenBank genome assembly.
AGGGGUUGGGGUGGGAGAGUGAGUGCAAGGUAACAGAGAGAGAGAGAGAGAGAGAGAGAGAGAGAGAGAGAGAGAGAGAGAGAGAGAGAGAGAGAGAGAGAGAGAGAGAGCGGAGAGAGAGAGAGAGAGAGAGAGAGAGAGAGCGAGAGAGAGAGAGAGAGAGAGAGAGAGAGAGAGAGAGAGAGAGAGAGAGAGAGAGAGAGAGAGAGAGAGAGAGAGAGAGAGAGAGAGAGUACCUUUUCUGAGAUACGGCCUCGGCAUUGCC